AACUGUUGGAUGAUUGACCAAAUCUUAGUUAGCCUUUAAGAAUAAGGUGGACAAGUUUCAGAUGAAUCAAAGGAAAUAAUUGAAAGAAAAAUGUGAAAUGUGGUUGGUUGAAGACGCAUAGUAGUACAUAGAAAAUUAAAUAGUGAAAGCAUGGUAUAAGAAUGAGAGGGUCAGAGUCAAGAAGCUGAAGCUGAAAGUCGUUGAAGCAGCUUCGCGUUGGAGUUCCCUUUCCCAUUCAAGUACUGUAUUCCUUUCGAGUACAUAGGAAGGGACUCUACUACCUCCCCUUUCCACGCUUACAAAUCAACCCAAUAUACUCACCUUUUCAAAGUUUUUGUCUUUUGGCCUUUUCAUUCCGAUCACCGUGAUUUCCAUGGAUUUAGAAGCAGCACCCCAGCUUGAAGAAAUAAAGCAAGAGGGUGUCGGUGGAGGGAUCAAGAAGAAGAAGAAGAGCAAAAAGAGUUCUUUUUUUCCCAGCUUUGGCUGUUUCAGAAUAGAACAUGAUGUUUCAGGAGGAGGUUUUGAUAUUGAGGUUGUUGAUGAGUCUGGUCAGCGUCCCAUCCCAACCCACUUGAUCAUAAUGGUUAAUGGUCUCGUUGGCAGCGCUCAGAAUUGGAAAUUUGCCGCAAAACAGCUUCUUAAAAGGUUUCCAGAAGAUGCUGUUGUACAUUGCAGUGAACGCAAUUCUUCGAUGUUGACCUUUGAUGGGAUUGAUGUAAUGGGAGAUAGACUAGCCGAGGAGGUUAUAUCAGUUAUAAAACGUCACCCAAGUGUUCAGAAAAUUUCAUUUGUAGGUCACUCUUUAGGAGGCUUGGUGGCAAGAUAUGCAAUAGCCCGGCUUUAUGGGAGAGACAUAUCUGUUGAACUUUCUGUGGGGAAUGGACAUUGUGAAAGCCAUGUUUCAGAUCAAGAAUGUCAUGAUAGAAAAUAUGAAGGAAAAAUUGCAGGACUCGAGCCCAUUAAUUUCAUUACAUCUGCAACGCCACACUUUGGUUCUAGAGGUCAUAAACAGGUUCCUAUGUUCUGUGGAUUUUACUCUCUGGAGAAAGCAGUGUCUCGUGUUGCUGGGGUUUUUGGUAAAACGGGAAAACAUCUAUUUUUAACAGAUAGUGGCAAUGGGAAACCCCCUCUUCUUCUCCAGAUGGUUCGUGACUCCGAAGACAUUAAAUUCUUGUCUGCUUUACGCUCCUUCAAACGCCGCGUUGCCUAUGCAAAUGUUCGUUAUGACCAGCUAGUUGGAUGGAGUACAUCAUCUAUCAGACGUAGAAAGGAACUCCCUAAGCGCCGGCAUCUUUCAAGACAUGAAAAGUACCCUCAUAUUGUAAAUGUAGAGACAGCAAAAUCUAGUUGUGUCGCUGAGGAAGUUCCUGCUGAAUCCAAACUGAGUAGUGAAUCCUGUAAACUUGAUUCAGAAGGGGCAGUUAGAUGUGAGAAACAUUUUUAACAAGCGAAUCAAAUCUUCAUAUGAUAUACACCACGAUGAGGUUAGUAUAAAGUAGGUAAUUUCAAAGAAAAAAAGUGUGUUUGCAUGAGCUAAAAAAGCACUACUUAUUAUAACUGUGGCACUCUGAGAUGUAAUUUUUAUUAAAUUUGUGAGUAGUUCAAGAUCAUGGCUGUCAUCACUAAUCUAAAUAUGACAAUCUAAAACUUGAAUAUGAAUUUCGUAGAGACCAUAGACACGUGAAUGCAUAAUUAUUUGCCAUUACAUAAUAGUUUUUGUACAAGUACUUGUAUCCUCUUGUUGGUGUUUAUAAGAAAGCAAAGUUUCUUUAACAGAGAACAAAAAUGAACAAAAAGUAACGAUAAAAUAUAUUAAAGGAGAAUAUAUGGAAGGAGAACAAUAAAAACUUAUUUUAUUGAAUCAGGAAACAUUACAAUUUAUAAAAUUUAAAAAUAACUAUCCACUAACAAUGUGUUCUUAGAAUUAAGCCAUUAAAUAAAAUGCAUGAAUCAAAAUAACAAACCUAAACUGAUUCCUUAAAACUAGGAAAAUAAUAAAAAAUAAAACAGAAUUAAAAGGUGCAGUCCUGAAGCAAUUUUCUAACUUUCUAACACUCCUCGUAGAAUUUCCUGGUAUGGUUAAGAACCUUGAGAACAAAUCCUGAAUGUUGCUUCUGAAAUUUAGUUACAUGCUUCUGCCAAAUCGGAUUGAACAUAAAGAUAUGAUGCUUUAUAUUGUGUACAAAUUAACAACC
Molecule: messenger RNA, 2195 nt
Organism: Vigna angularis (adzuki bean)
Lineage: Eukaryota; Viridiplantae; Streptophyta; Magnoliopsida; Fabales; Fabaceae
Product: putative lipase ROG1
Exons: 9
Coding region: 374-1444 (356 amino acids)
Source: RefSeq, a predicted model, not a curated record